GAGCUUUAUUACUCGCAAGCAAGAAACAGAGCAAAGCAAGCCACCAGUAGCCAGUACUAGUUCCCUGCAAGAUGGAGCACCAAGAAGUGAUCCCUCUGAUGACCCCGUACAAGAUGGGCCAGUUUGAGCUGUCGCACCGCGUGGUGCUCGCGUCGAUGACGCGGUGCCGUGCCUACGGGUACGUGCCGCAGCCGCACACCGCCGUGUACUACUCGCAGCGCGCCACCAGGGGCGGCCUGCUCAUCACGGAGGGCACGGGCGUGUCCGCCACCGCGCAGGGCUUCCCGGGGUCCCCCGGCAUCUGGACGCCGGAGCAGGUCGCGGCGUGGAAGCCUGUCGUCGAUGCCGUCCACCUCAAGGGCGCGCUCUUCUUCUGCCAGAUCGCGCAUGUGGGAAGGGUCUCAACUAACGAUUUUCAGCCAGACGGUCAAGCGCCGAUCUCGAGCACAGACAAGCAGCUCUCCCCUGACGCCGAGUCCGGCACCGUAUACUCCAAGCCGCGCCGGCUGCGGGCGGAUGAGAUCUCGGGGAUCGUCGAUGAUUUUAGGCGUGCCGCACGGAAUGCAAUCGAGGCUGGGUUCGACGGCGUGGAGAUCCAUGGCGCGCAUGGUUUCCUCUUCGAGCAGUUUAUGAAGGAUAGUGCUAACGAUCGCACUGAUGAAUAUGGCGGGAGCCUAGAGAACCGGUGCCGCUUCACGGUAGAGGUCGUCGACGCCAUCGUCCAAGAGCUGGGCGCACACCGCGUGGGCAUUAGGCUGUCGCCCUUUGCUGACUAUAUGGACUGUGUGGAUUCGGAUCCGGUGGCGCUUGGGCACUACAUGAUUCAGCAGCUGAACAAGCACAAGGACUUCCUUUACUGCCACAUUGUGGAGCCACGGAUGGCCAUCGUCGAUGGCCACAAGCAGAUCCCUCACAGACUCCUACCAUUCCGGAAGGCAUUCAAUGGCACGUUCAUAGCUGCCGGCGGUUAUGAUCGGGAGGAAGGUAACAAGGUAAUGGCGGAAGGCUAUACCGACCUUAUAGCAUACGGGAGGCUCUUCUUGGCUAACCCGGACCUUCCUAGGAGGUUCGAGUUAGAUGCGCCAUUGAACAAGUAUGACCGCUCCACCUUCUACACGCAAGAUCCUGUUAUUGGCUACACGGAUUAUCCUUUUUUGGAAGACGACGACAACAACGAGUCAAAUUAAAUAAUCAAGUUUAAUCAUGUCGUUUAUCUAUUUUAUCAGAUGUAAUGACGUACAUGAUUCAUGCAACAUGAGUACAUCAUUGAUUUACACUUAUCUUCCUUGUUUUUUGUGGGCUCGUGGGAGAGGCAAUACAUCUAUGCUGUUUUCUUAUACAGUGGUGUGAGGUGCA
Molecule: messenger RNA, 1356 nt
Organism: Setaria italica (foxtail millet)
Lineage: Eukaryota; Viridiplantae; Streptophyta; Magnoliopsida; Poales; Poaceae
Product: 12-oxophytodienoate reductase 1
Exons: 2
Coding region: 72-1187 (371 amino acids)
Molecular function (GO): oxidoreductase activity; FMN binding
Source: RefSeq, a predicted model, not a curated record